Molecule: messenger RNA, 1050 nt
Organism: Punica granatum (pomegranate)
Lineage: Eukaryota; Viridiplantae; Streptophyta; Magnoliopsida; Myrtales; Lythraceae
Source: RefSeq, a predicted model, not a curated record
AUGGUGAGGAAGCAAAGUUAACGAAAGAGACUUUUCAUGGAAAAACCAGUCAGCUGACAGCUUAAUCGGAGACUCUCAGGCCAACACCGCCCACCACCGCUUCCGCCUCUUCGCUCCCCCCCUGGAGCCCUCUCGUCCGACGGUCAGCGAUCCUCCGUCCGUCCCUUUUCCGGACACUUACUUGCGUACGUGCGUGACCGAUGGGCUGCUCCUCCUCCCUUCCAGAUAGGAACUCGGGAAGGUUGAGUGGACUCAAUUCAGAGAAUAGUGGAGCAACUGAUGCAAAAAAUCUGCGCGUCAAGCUAGUAUUGCUUGGUGAUUCAGGCGUCGGUAAAAGUUGUAUUGUUCUCCGAUUCGUUCGUGGUCAGUUCGAUCCAACAUCCAAGGUCACUAUUGGAGCAUCAUUCCUGUCUCAGACUAUAGCAUUGCAAGAUUCGACGACAGUCAAGUUUGAAAUAUGGGAUACUGCCGGUCAAGAGAGGUAUGCAGCUCUUGCACCACUUUACUAUAGAGGUGCUUCAGUAGCAGUGGUGGUUUACGAUAUAACAAGCCCUGAAUCUUUUCAGAAGGCCCAGUAUUGGGUAAAGGAGUUGCAGAAACACGGUAGCCCUGAUAUGGUGAUGGCUUUAGUUGGCAAUAAGGCUGACCUUCUUGAGAAUCGAGAGGUCUCUGACCAGGAUGGCAUGGAGUAUGCUGAGAAGAAUAGGAUGUUCUUCAUCGAGACAUCUGCAAAAACUGCAGAUAAUAUAAACCAGCUGUUUGAGGAAAUCGCAAAGCGACUGCCGCGCCCAGCCUCUUCGUGAUCGAAGUGCGUCCCGAACUCGACCGGCAUCACGGGGAGGAAGAAGGAACACGUUGCUCCGGGUGUUUUGAUAUAUUUUGUCUGUACAUACCAUUAUUGUAUGCCGAGGCGCUCUAUUCUCACUAUCAUAAAAGGUGGCUUUAUUUUCCCCUCUUGUUUGCUCUACAUGUAUUGUGAUAAUAAAAUUAUCCCAAUUCUCACUGCCAAUUGUUUACCCUUUUUUUUUAAUUGAUGUAACUAAUUUUUCA